AAAUUCAAAAGUGAGAGUGAAAUGAAAUGUCAAAAUAUUUCACCACACAAAGUUGUUAUUUCAAAUAGAUUUCAUAACUACGAAAUCAGUUACAACAUUGUGCCACAAUAAGACAACGAUUACUCGUUAGAGCGAAGACUCUCAUAACAUUAUUAUAAUAUAACCAAGAAGGUCUUAAUAAGGAGACCGUGUUAUUGUAUCCCUCUUUGAUCAGUUGCAAAUAAUUUUGUUGAUAUUACGUCAUUGUAAAUAAUUUGGCAGUGUUUGUGUAGUUUGUUUGUUAAUGCUUAUUUGAAUUGUGGUGGUGCCGUGUGUAUUUUGAUGUGACCUUGAACCCGGGGAAACAGCUGUUAUUGUAUUUAUUAUGGACUCGUUCUUCAGUCUCUUCGAUCCGUCGGAGGGGAACGCUGCCAAGAAUAAUAAGAAGAGGCACAAAAACGAGGACAUCGCAAAGAAGAAUCCAGAUGCGCCCAAAGGACGUAGAAGAGGACGUCGCUCCCACAAAAACGAGACGCUCCCUGAAGAGUCUUCAUUUCUCUGUGAACCCGAUCUCAGUAACGAGAUACUCGUCAAAGAUUGCAACUACAUCGAAAACUACUUCGAAGUUAACAAACCAAAUGAGGAUCCAAAAACCGAGGACAAGAAACCACGCAGAAGAAACUCUGGUAGGAAGAAUAGACGGAAGAAGAACAAAAUAUCACCAGCCAAAGAGCUCCAGAACGGCACAUGGGAUGGGAGCAACGACCCGUUGGAACCGUUAAACAACCAGACGAACGUUCAGAAGAACUGUGAUGAGAAAAUCGGAAAGAACGUCAACGAUCUCAAGCUAGAUUUCAAAACACACAAACGGAAAACCAACGACGCGGAAUCAAAUUUCGCUGAUAGGAUUUACAAUGUUAUAGACAAGCUCGAGAAAGUUAGUAUCAAGGACAACAUGUACCUGGCCGGCGAUCUGAGCGCGGAGGACCUCGAGAGCGACUUCUUCUACAGUUCAGACGACAUGGACGACUUCUGUGACGAUACAACCUCGGAGGCGUCUGACUCUGGCGAGGAAUGCUACGGCAGUCUUCCCCCAGAACCUCGUUUCGGUAACGUUGAGUACAAACUGCAGCUGGUGUCGCCUUGCGAGAGAAGAUUCCAGCAUUUGGUUACACAGCUGAAAUGGCGUCUCCGCUCUGGCGGUGGGAGUGCGGUGUACGUGGUAGGGGUCCGGGAUAAUGGAGCGCUAGUAGGGCUCCAUGCGGGUGCGCUCCGAGCGUCGCUGUGCUCGUUGAGGGACAUGGCGAGAGCUCUGGGAGCUGUGAUCGUUAGCGCGCGCGCCAGACGAGUGACCAGUAGCCGGGCUGUCGCUGAGGUUUAUAUACGGAAGUUAGCGGACACUCAACAAAGUGUGGAACUGCGUGUGGCUGUGAUGGGGGCUAUAGAAGCUGGGAAAUCUACCCUCAUUGGGGUCCUAACACAAGGUGAAUUAGAUAAUGGCAGAGGCAGCGCUCGUCUGAAUAUGUUCAGACAUCUCCAUGAAGUCAGAAGCGGAAGGACGUCUUCGCUCAGCCACGAGAUACUCGGGUUCGACUCUCAGGGUAACGUGGUGAAUUAUGGCUGUUCUGAGCUGAUGACGGCGGAGCGUAUCGGAGAGAGGAGUUCCAAGCUGGUGUCUUUCUUAGACCUCGCGGGACACAGCAAGUAUCAGCGGACCACCGUGUACGGUCUCACGGGAUACUCGCCGCAUUACGCCAUGAUAGUGAUAUCAGCAACGGCUGGGAUAACACCGAUAACAGAAGAACACAUAGGUCUACUUCUUGCUCUGGAACUGCCUUUUUUCGCUGUUAUUAAUAAGACGGAGCUAGCUUCCAGCACUAAGGAGCUGGUGGAUAGGCUCGGAGAAAUACUUUCGACGGCGAACAAGAAACCUCUUCUCAUAACGGACGAGAACCUCGCGAGGAAUUGUAUAGCGCCGUCCAUAUUGGACUCCAUUGAUAAUGAGGAUAAGGAGAAUGAAGGAUCCUUCAUACCUGUGUUCCCUGUUAGCUGUGUUCGUGGAGUUGGUCUCAACUCAUUGCACGCGUACCUCCUCGCUCUCAGACCACCCGCUGGCGGCGUAGAGACUACAAGGGAAGAUGAGACCUGCGAGUUCCAAAUAGACGAGAUCUUCCACGUGGCGUCCGGGGCUCCGGUCGUUGGAGGUCUCCUGGCUCGGGGGGCGCUCAACGAGGGCGACACGCUGUUAGUGGGUCCAUUAGACAGCGGUCAAUUCGUCAAAACGACUGUGUUAUCCAUAUAUCGUAAUCGGGUUCCUUGCGCGUCCGUCCGCGCCGGACAGUCUGCCUCGCUGGGGCUCCGCCCCGGGCCAGUUCUGAGGCCCGGUAUGGUGCUCCUCGCUAUACCAGAAGACUAUGGCACGGGGGCCCGGCCCGCUUUCGGCGGCUGUGGGGGACUACGGUGCGGGGGGAGGGAGAUAUCGGAACUUGUGAAAUCGUCGCAGGAGAAGAACCGAAAGAACGCGAGGCGCAACAAGAACAUUAAGGAGAUCAACAUAACGGACAAACAUACAGACAAACUCACAGACGCUUUGGGGGACGGGGACUGCGUGUGCAGCGACGUGGUACCACUAGAAGACCCGAACGACCCAAGAGGUUGUAUUUACUUCCAGGCUAGCGUCCACCUCCUCCGACACUCCACCUCCAUAUCUCCAGGGUUCCAGUGUUCCGUACACGUGGGGAACGUGAGGCAGACAGCCAUCAUAGAGGGUAUACUGUCAGCGAUGUCUUCGCUCCGGCCCGGUCAGAGCGCGUGCGUGUUGUUCAGGUUUGCGCGCUGUCCGGAGUAUUUGAGGAAGGGCAGGAGGCUGCUGUUCACCGCCGGACUUGGGACCAGAGCCAUCGGAGUCGUGACGCAGACGUUCCCGUACAUACCGCAGCCGAAAGAUAAUUUAUAAUAUUACAAUAUAAUAUAUAGAGAAUGAUCUUAUGUUUCCGUUUCCGUUCUUUAAUCAAUCAUUAUUUAUUAACAUUCAGACACUUAACGAAACUAUUACUUGCUAUGACGUGACAAUCGACCAAUGAUGUUUAAGUUGGAUGACGUAAUACAAAAUGGCGUAUCUGUGUAUUGUAUUCAAAAAAAAAAUUAAUUAAAUCGCAAGUUUAUAUAAAACAGUCAUGUUGUGUUAUUUUUUAAUCUGUUUUAAUUAAUAUUAUAUUAUUCUAUAAUUAGUGUUGCCCAGUAAAAUAUUAUUACUUCACAAAAUUUCGUCUGUGUGAAAUAACAGCUGUUUAACACACGUGUCUACACUGUACUUGUAAAGUAAUUUUCGAUAAUCAUGAUAUAUGCGGGAUUUUAAGAAAUAAAUUAAAAAAAUACAUGUUCUAUUUAUUUUUAGACGAUAAUAAAAUAUAUUAAGAUAGAUCGCUCGUUGAAAUUUUCGUAUUUGUCAUAAUGACAGAUCAAUUUAUACUAAGUAUUGUGAAUUGAUUCUAUGUAAUAUUUUUCCUGCAUUAAUUUAUGCUAUUGUUUUGGAUGUAAAAAAUAAAAAUAGUCGAAUUUUUAUCAAAAAAAAAAAAUUAUAUAAUAAAGAAUUUAGUACAAUUGAA
This is a messenger RNA of Danaus plexippus (monarch butterfly), 3587 nucleotides long. Its product is annotated as GTP-binding protein 2-like. The transcript is spliced from 18 exons. The record is from RefSeq and is a predicted model, not a curated record. Lineage: Eukaryota; Metazoa; Arthropoda; Insecta; Lepidoptera; Nymphalidae. The coding region runs from base 365 to 2935 and encodes 856 amino acids. Gene Ontology annotation, biological process: translational elongation. Gene Ontology annotation, molecular function: translation elongation factor activity; GTPase activity; GTP binding.